AUGCCUUCUUCACAGUUUAAAAAUUUGCAAAAACAAAAAAAUAUUCUUGGUGAAAUUGCUAAAGCAAGUGAAGCGAUUCGACGAAAACAUCGAUUAAUAAAGUUGGGCAAAGAAGAAAUUGAGCAAUCUUUAAAUACUACUUUUAAACCAAUAGUCACUCCAAUUCAAAAAUUAGCUGAUGAAUUUGAAAUCAUUAAACAUAUUCGUCCACAAAAAAUAGAAGUUAAAAAUGAACAAGAUUUUAAACAAGAAGAUAUUAUUGAUCCUGGUUUUAAUAAUUUUUAUGCAAGUUCAGAAAUAAAAAAUGAACAAGAUGAUGAAAUGUCAUUUAAAACUGCAUCUUUAGAUGAUAAUAAAAAGAAAAAGGAUAUGGACAAUACAUAUGGGGUUCGAAAAUUAGCCAAAGGAAGGUUAAUGAUUGGUGAUUCACCAAUAAAUUUUGAAGAAAAUAAUAUCAUUAUAAACAAUUCAGUUUAUCAUGCAACAAAGGGUUUACUGGAACUUUUAUUUAAAAAAACACCCCAAGAAAAUUUUAUAAGUUUUGACGAUCGUGAAAAUUAUGCAAAUAUUGUCAUUUCAACUAAUGCUCACAAAAAGUAUUAUAAAUCAGAUGAAAAUAUUCGUGAGAAUAAAACUUUGAAAUUUCAAAAUUUUAUUGCAAAAAAAAUACCAUCCCCAAAAUCUGAGAAAAAGAGACAAGGAAAAGGCAUAGUGCCACAAUAUAUGAUUAAUCAAGAAAAUACAAAUAUUGAUUAUAUUUAUUGGGAUGAUCCGAAUGAAUUAGUAGACCGUUUACGAUUACUCUUGGCGUCUCAAGCUGCCGGAAACCCCAGUCAUAAUAAUGAAAUCAUUUCUAUAAUUGAAGAAUUACGUGAAGCAAAAAUUAUUUAUUAA
Leptopilina boulardi is the source of this 894-nucleotide messenger RNA. RefSeq lists its product as uncharacterized. NCBI's taxonomy places the organism in Eukaryota, Metazoa, Arthropoda, Insecta, Hymenoptera, Figitidae. Bases 1 to 894 code for a protein of 297 amino acids. The transcript is spliced from 2 exons. The record is from RefSeq and is a predicted model, not a curated record.